Molecule: messenger RNA, 1179 nt
Organism: Clunio marinus
Lineage: Eukaryota; Metazoa; Arthropoda; Insecta; Diptera; Chironomidae
Source: the annotation of a GenBank genome assembly
AUGGCGGCAACUCAAUAUUCCGACUAUUAUUACAACAACACAUAUCAGCAUUACCAUCAUCAUCAGAGCUCUCAGCAGAAUAUAUAUGAUUAUGCGACCGGACAGUAUGAUUGCAAAAAUCUAAACGUUAACGAUGCAUACCACAAUUACAAUUAUAAUUCACCAAAUAAUUACAAUGAUCAAUGGACUCAACAUUAUAGUGCCAUUGCAAGUACUCAACAGCAACAUCAGACACAACCACAUUACCAUCAUCAGCAUCUAAACAUGUUAAAUAAUCAAAUUAAUGAUGAUUAUAAAAAUUACUCUCAUCCAAGCUACAACAAUAACAUUGCGGCACAUUCGAAACCAAUCGUUUUUCCGUCAGACAUUCCCCACCAUUCAUCAAAUGAACAUCAACCGAAUUCGCAAUGUAUUGACUACACCGCUAUGAAAAAUGAUUUAUUUUACAGCCAACAGACAAGUGCCCUGAUCAGCGGUAAAAUUAAUAAAGCAGUUGCAUCAUCAUCAUCAACAUCAUCGUCUUAUCCUUCUAGUCAAUUAAGGGAAUCGUCGAAAAAGAGAAAAAUCGAUAAUUCAACUUCAAAUGACGACUCGCCCGCUUUACGCGCCUUAUUAACUAAACCAUCAAAACGUGCAAAAUGUGCACCUUAUUUUUAUCAUAGCAGCAAUGGAAGCAUCUCACCAGCAAGCUCAACUGACAAUAAUUAUCCGCAACAUUAUCAAUUACCCUCCGCUUCAGUUAAUGCUUCCAAUGCCGAAGAACAAUUAGUUGAUCUCAAUCAUUAUAAUCAAACAAGCAAAGAAGGAUAUGAACAAUCAAUAGUCGAUAAUCAUUUGAAGUCAGCGAUAUUGGAUGAUAAAUAUUCUGCAACAUCAUUGUUUACACUUUCGGAGGCAACAAAUAGUCCAAUGAGUAGCUUCAUGGAAACAAUUGCCACCCCUCCAUCAUCGCCGAAAGAUGGCAAACUGCCACGUAAUGAUGAGUCAUCUGAGAACCUGUGGAAUGAGAAACCUGAAGACUACACCAAGGGUUCAAAACGUACGAGACAAACCUAUACAAGAUAUCAGACACUUGAGUUGGAAAAGGAAUUCAAUUUCAAUAAAUAUCUGACACGAAGAAAACGUAUUGAGAUUUCACAUAAUCUUCAAUUAAGCGAGCGUCAAAUCAAAAUAUGGUGA